AUGUCCGACCUCGAUGUUGCCAGCCACUACAACUUGCCCUCAGAGUUCCCGGACGAAUGGCCGGUUGCGUUAGACGAGGCUGACCAGUCAGACGAGGAACCUGUUCAACAGGCCAAGUCUCGCCCCCGCAAAUCGCGGUACUUCGCGCUCGAACGCACCCCAAGCGACUGGCGGAGUAACUUCGGGUCUCGCAGGGGAAGAGACGGUAAAGACAACUCGCAGAAUGAUGAGCCGGAUCCGCUAGGAGGGGGUGACAGCAUUCUGCGCACCCUGAAGAGCCGAGGGAUACGCCUAGAGGAUGAGGGGGGUAAACGAUCACGGUUCCUGCUGUCAUCGACAUCCUUCUCGCCCGCCUUGUUCCUGUCCCAAGCCCACCAUGACGCCUCGAUCGAAUCGCUCGUGGACGGACUGAACCACCUAUCGCACUCCAUUGACGAGAAGUCAGCGUCACUGAAAGUACUGGUGGAGGCAAACUUCGAGCGGUUCGUCCGAGCGAAAGCGACAAUCGAUAGCGUAUAUACGGAAAUGAGAGAUCAAGGAGCGUCAAAGGAGCAAAUCCUGACCCCUCGUCGGUCAGGACACUUCCGAAGCUAUUCAGGCCAGCACCGGGGCGUGUCCCCUGCGCCAGCGGCGACUGGCGGACCCAAGAAGAACGCGCUAACCAAGGAGAGUGAAUAUGGUAUGAAGGGUAUUCGAGGCCCUUUGGUGGAGGCCUCAGUGAAGGCCGAGGAGGUCUGGGGCCCUGCGCUGGGAGGACGUGACAGGGAGCAGAUGCUCAAAUCCGUUGUAGAUACAAUGGAAAAACACCGUGAAGUAUAUGAGAUCGGAAGCCACCUAUCCAAGGCUAUGCAACAGCGUGAUUACGAUUCUGUCUUUGAACAGUAUACCAAGGCCAGGACAUUGACGGUCCGGGCGAAGAAUAUUGUGGAGCAGGCCUCUAGCGCCAAACGACAAUUGUCAGAUCAUGAAAUCCAUACGAUAUUGGCCAUGGGACGGAUGUGGAACGAUGUUGAUCAGCAAAUCCAAAACUUUAAGCGGGAUCUUUGGAGACGACUCAGCGAUGCAUCCACAACUUCCACUACGAGUACUGCAUCGGGGCCCGUGGAGGAGCAUAUGGAGCUGAUCGGGGCGUUGUUGGAAUUGGGCGUCGAAAAGAACCCUAUCUGGACAUGGCUCCUCAGCCGCUACGAGUUCCUGAAGACCAAGAUCACAUCGUUCUGUGAUCGGUGCAAGGUGGAAAUUGAGAUCUUGCGGCGAAGGCUCGCCGGAGGAGAGAACCCGGCGCCUCAGGUGACCGCGUCCUACCUCCGGCUAGCUCCUCGCGAUGGUUCGGCAGAGGUACCUGGAAGACUCGACACAGAUCAAGUCAUUGAACUCUGGGACUGUGUCCAAGCAUUUCUUACCCGGCUCCUUUCAUCACAGAGUGGCCUGCUGGGCGAGGUGCUGGACUUCUGGGAGGUCGCACAGUCUUUUAUUGAUGGCAGUCGCCAGAGGCUUCUUCCGGUUGGGUUCGAGGGUGAGAGCCGCAAGCACCACCGACUCACUCCGGCCAAUGUGGAGGAGCUUGAGAGAGGCGUUGUGGAGCUGGUGAACCUCAUCCGAGAAAACGUUCUUUCUCUCUUUAACGAGCCUCCGACGGAAGAUAUCUCUCUUCUCUCCUCACCCAUUCCGCCCAGCCCAACGAGCCCAGCCUCGAGAGGGGUCACCCCGACAGAAUCCCGGUUCAAACUGGACCCCAAGAACCUGCCCAUUGCGGGGGAGCACUGGGAGGGCUUUGCAUUCUGGCCGCCCUUUUCCAACUCCCUCAGUGGUGUGCACUAUCUUAGCAAGUUCCUCGUCAUCCUAGGUACAGCUGCCAGUGAGAUGGCGGCACUGAGCCCCGUUGGCAGUGCUGGACAUACGUACGAUCAGUUGAAGUCCCUUGUUGGCAUUGCACGCGAGCGUUCUGCUCGUGUCGCAUGCUCUGCGUGGAGCAAGGAUGCGGAGAUUUGCAAGAUGCUGGAGGAUUGGACUCGCGACUCGGAAAAGCGAGAUUUGACGAAGAUGCCCGGUUUGUUCGUGGCUUUUGAGAGCGCUAUCCUCGGCGGCAUGCAGAAAAUUCUGUAUAUCUCCGAGGCCAUGGCGAAAUCGGGCUCGGUCGAUGUCGUUACCCAACCGCCUGCCAAAUUGCUCCAGAUGGUUCGGACACAAUUUGUGUCGAGUGUUUACAAGGCGCUUAGCGGACUGGUGGAGAAUGCGGAACGCCUCACGCUCUCGGAGGAGGAAAACGAAUGGGUCAUUUCCAGGCCGGUCAUGGCAAGCCAGGUGGUUGACGCGGCUCUUUCUGUUCUUGCUGCGGACUCCGUGGAUUCCCGCAACAGGCAGAAUGUACGGAUCCUCCUCACUCUGUCGAAUCUCAAGGCGCUGCAAGCCGAAUAUGUGCCGCAGUUGAUUGCCAAUUUCGAGACUUCAUUUUCGGUCAAGUUGACGGAAGAGGGCAAGACCGUUCGGGAUGUUCUCAAGCAAAUCGAAGAUCGACUGUUCCAGUCAUACACUAAGCCAACUAUUGCGACCUUGAAUGAAACCAUCACCGCGGGCAUUACGUCUCCAGGCUGGGAGCCUUCAACUGAACGCCCAGACCAGGUCCGCCCUUAUGUCUAUAGCACCAUGCUAACGUUGGUGCUGGUGCACACCGAGAUCUCGACCACUAUCCCGUCCACCGUAUCACCGAACUCCAGUCGCUCUUCGUCAAAUGCCCCGUCCUCACUGCUGGCCACCAUCCUGACGCAUCUGCUGGUGGAAGUGUCCUCGUCCUUACUUGCCGCCUUCCGCUCUCGACCUACCUUCUCACUGGCUGCUUUAAUGCAAGCCACCCUGGACACCGAGUUCAUCGCACAGACCUUGUCCCAGUACUCCAGUGAGGAGGCAUCCAACAUCCAGAGUCAGAUUUACGUGGAAUUGGAUCGUCGGACCACCAAUGAGGCUCGCACCAAACUCCAGGCCGAAUUGGGAGAAAUGCGCGUCGUACUCAAACGCCUGCGAGACCGGACCAAAGGCGAGUUCGCCUGCUUCAAGAAGCCUCGAAGCGGUGGUGGAUCCAAAUCCUCCCCUCUACAUAACAUAGCCAUAUAG
Penicillium canariense is the source of this 3111-nucleotide messenger RNA. RefSeq names its product exocyst subunit SEC5. NCBI's taxonomy places the organism in Eukaryota, Fungi, Ascomycota, Eurotiomycetes, Eurotiales, Aspergillaceae. The record is from RefSeq and is a predicted model, not a curated record. Bases 1 to 3111 code for a protein of 1036 amino acids. Gene Ontology annotation, biological process: Golgi to plasma membrane transport; exocytosis. The transcript has 3 exons. Gene Ontology annotation, cellular component: exocyst.